AUGGUCAUUGCUCAUUGGUGGGUAAAAAGGCAAAGCGUGAAAGAACGACAUCGUUUGGUGUCUUUCAUAUCUUCAUCUCUCUCUCACAUGUCAGUGAAAUUCCAGUUGCUUGGGACGUGGAAGAAAUACAACCGAUGGCGAUGGAAGGAGAAAUAUUUCAAGCCGUUUUCGAGCUUAUUGUCUCAAGCUUCGACACCAUACCAUAACGACGCGUUUUCCACCAACGUUUCCAUGACCCGUCUCUGUGAAAAUGGCCGACUAGACAUUGCCCGGAAGAUGUUCGACGAAAUGCCACACAGAACGGUUGUCUCGUGGAACACGAUGAUUUCCGGGUACUCAAAACGGGGGAGAUAUAACGAGGCUUUGUCUUUAGUUUCUCUGAUGCACUGCAGCAAUGUAAGGCUCAACGACACGACAUUUUCGAACAUCCUUAGCGCCUGUGGGCGCUCAGGGAGGGUGGGAGAAGGAAAGGAAGUUCAUUGCUUGGUUUUGAAGUCGGGAGCGGAGAGUUAUGGCCGUGUGGGGAGUGCUUUGUUGUACUUUUACGCGAAUUGUUUUCGCCUCGAAGAUGCCAAACGGGGUUUUGACGAGCUUAGCGGCGGGAAUGAGAUGUUGUGGAGCGUGAUGCUUGCGGGUUAUGUUCAGUGUAAUAUGUUGAGUGAUGCCAUGAAGUUUUUUGUGAAAAUGCCGAAGAGGGAUGUUGUGGCGUGGACUAGUUUGAUUUCGGGGUAUGCGAAGAGUGAGGAGGGGUGUGAGAGGGCUUUGGAGUUGUUUAGGUGGAUGAGGUAUGAUGGUGAGGUGGUGCCUAAUGAGUUCACUUUCGAUUGUGUUAUUAGGGCAUGUGGGAGAGUGGGGGUGUUAAGUGAAGGAAAGGCUGUUCAUGGGCUUGUGGCUAAAAACGGGUUUGAGUUUGAGCAGUCAGUUUGUUGCGCGUUGAUUGAAUUUUAUCGCAGCUGUGGGGCUAUCCAUUGUGCCAAAAGAGUUUAUGAUGGACUAGAGAAUUCUUAUGUAAAUGCUACUAGUUCACUUAUUGCGGGGCUUGUAUCCAUGGGAAGAAUCCAAGAAGCUAAGAUGAUUUUCGAUAGGCUUAAAGAAAAGGAUUCUGUUUCUUGUAAUUUGAUGAUGAAAGGGUAUGCCAUGAGUGGCCAAGUGGAGGAAUCGAAGAGAUUGUUUGAGAACAUGACGCACAAAACUAUAAUCUCUUCGAAUACCAUGAUUUCCGUCUAUUCCAAGAGUGGAGAAAUUGGAAAGGCUUUAAAUCUUUUUGAAGAAACCAAAGGGAAAAGAGAUCCUGUAACUUGGAACACGAUGAUAUCAGGUUAUGUUCAGAAUUAUCUUCAUGAGGAGGCUUUGAAACUAUAUUUGACAAUGCGCAGAUUAUUUGUAGAGUGUACAAGAUCAACGUUCUCUGUUCUGUUUCAUGCAUGUUCAUGCCUUGGAUCUCUUCAACUAGGACAAUCCCUUCAUUCCCAGUUGAUCAAAACCCUAUUUGAAUCGAAUGUUUACGUUGGGACAUCCCUCAUAGACAUGUACUCAAAAUGUGGAAGCAUAACCGAUGCUCAUAAGUCAUUUAUCUGCAUCUCUUCACUCAAUGUUGCUGCUUGGACAGCUCUUAUUAAUGCUUACGGACAUCAUGGUUUUGGCUCUAUGGCGCUCCUGCACUUUAAACGUAUGCUAAAGCUAGGAAGCUCCCCAAAUGCAGCUACUUUCGUUGUGAUUCUAUGUGCUUGCCGUUAUGCUGGUCUAACCGAUGAAGGGAUGAGAAUUUUCAGAACAAUGAGAAAAGAUUAUGGGGUAAACCCAACUUUAGAACACUACGCUUGUGUGGUGGAUCUACUUGGUCGGUCAGGCCGUCUACAAGAAGCUGCAGAGUUUAUCAAAGAGAUGCCUGUUGAACCUGAUGCGGUUGUCUGGGGAGCACUGCUUAAUGCUUGUUGGUUCUGGAUGGACAUGAAACUCAGUGAGAAGGUGGCAGAGAAGAUGUUUACCUUGGAACCAAAACCAUUGUAUGCUUAUAUAAUUUUGUCUAACAUAUACGGUGUGCUUGGGAAGUGGGGUGAGAAAAUGACACUGUGGAAGAGAAUGGGGAGCUUGAAAGUGAAAAAGGGUCUUGGAUGUAGUUGGAUUGAGCUUAACAACAGGGUUCACGUAUUCUCUGUAGAAGAUAAAACACAUCCUCACUCUUGUGUUAUUCAUAGUACUUUGGAGCAUCUGACAGUAAAUGUAAACUGUAUUGUUCAAUUUGAUAGUAUUUCUUGCCAACAUUGUCUUCUGGUUUGA
Molecule: messenger RNA, 2280 nt
Organism: Morus notabilis
Lineage: Eukaryota; Viridiplantae; Streptophyta; Magnoliopsida; Rosales; Moraceae
Product: pentatricopeptide repeat-containing protein At2g13600
Exons: 1
Coding region: 1-2280 (759 amino acids)
Biological process (GO): RNA modification
Molecular function (GO): protein binding; RNA binding
Source: RefSeq, a predicted model, not a curated record